AGCCACCGGCGCCGAGUCGACAGCUAAUGAUCAGUGUUGCCUUGUCUACCAGCCAGUGCGUUGCGACAUUGUGAACCGUGUUCAACUGUUUACACAAGCUAAGGUUCUUCGUGAGUGUUUGUUUAGUUCCAACGUUUACACUUCAUACACGUGAAUAUGGCAGACAGUGGUCUCAAGAGGAACAUACCUAUCAAGUUGGGAGAUUUUUCAGUCAUCGAUACUGAAUUCUCGAGCAUUAGGGAGAGAUUCGACGCUGAAAUGCGCAAAAUGGAAGAAGAAAUGAGCAAGUUCCGCUCCGAAUUAAUGAACAGAGAAAGCAACAACUUCUUCAAGAGUACUACAAGCUCCACCACAUCGACGGCACACAGUGACAGCAGACAGCUGGCAGAGCCCAGUCACUGGGACAGUCUCAACUCGCCGCUGAUCCAGGACGAAGGCGAUGGCAAGUCUCUGAAGCUUCGUUUCGAUGUCAGCCAAUACAGUCCUGAGGAAAUCGUCGUCAAAACCGUCGAUAACAAGUUACUGGUUCACGCUAAGCACGAGGAGAAGUCGGAGACCAAGUCCGUGUACCGGGAGUACAACCGGGAGUUCCUGCUGCCCAAGGGAACCAACCCCGAGGCCAUCAAGUCGUCCCUGUCCCGGGACGGGGUCCUCACGGUGGAGGCGCCCCUGCCCCAGCUGGCCAUCACCGACAGACACAUCCCCAUCCAGAAACACUGAGCAUCUCGAAGCAGUCAAAUGGCAGCAGCUAUUCCAUACUACUGUUAAUUAUUUAUUAUAUCUACCUAACUUACGAUUAUAACUUGCAAGAGUUAACUUGAGACUUCGCUGGUGUGUCGUAAGGAGUGUGGCCCUGGGAACAGAGCUGUCAACGGGCGCGAGUCGCGGCCGAGUGUCUACAGUUAACUCUUGCUUAUUGAACGUGUGAGAGGAGAUCUAGAUAUUUAUUUUUCAAUCUUAAUUUUAAUGAAUCUCAAAGAUUAUUGGACGAGUAUGUACUGAAAAAUUUAAAAUUUGUUUGAUAUUAUAAAAGGUACAUAUUUAUAUAAGCAAUACUGCUACAGUUGCUAUUAUUUGUUGGCACUGUUAUUGACUCGAGUCGAAGCUUCCACUGUGAUUGUUACAUUUUGUGCACAUUUGAGUGCAACCGCUGGUUUUGAUAUUCCAGAGUUCCAGACCGAUAUUAAUGCAAGUGUUGAUAAGUGGUUGGCCAUUAUAUUAAGUGUUUUGUACAAUUCCGGCCUUCAAACGCCGCACACUGAGCUUACAAAUCAUGUUCAUAAUUUAUUGAAUAAUACUUUAUUAAAAUUAAUUAACUAUAAAAGUUAAAUGCCUUAACGCCAAUUUACAAAAGUCCAUUCACUUAAUUUUAGGCAAUUAAUAUAUUAUCUAGUAGUAGACACCUACGAUAAGUAUUUUGAAAUCAUAAAACAGCUUUUUAAAGUUUCAUACUAAUGGAUACACCUUUAUAUUUUAGUACAAAAUUUGUUACAAAUGUUUAGAUGUCAAUAUAAAAUAAAAAGCA
Messenger RNA from Leptidea sinapis, 1525 nucleotides. It is a transcript of the gene Hsp21.4, whose product is annotated as heat shock protein beta-1. The coding region runs from base 157 to 720 and encodes 187 amino acids. NCBI's taxonomy places the organism in Eukaryota, Metazoa, Arthropoda, Insecta, Lepidoptera, Pieridae. The record is from RefSeq and is a predicted model, not a curated record. The transcript is spliced from 3 exons. Gene Ontology annotation, molecular function: protein folding chaperone. Gene Ontology annotation, biological process: protein refolding; response to heat.